AUGAAACCGUGCCGCUUCGAGGGCGAGGUUCGCAAUCUGGAGAUGGUCGGCUCCCUCCCCGCCGAGCUGGACGGCACGUUCUACCGGGUUAUGCCCGACCCGCAGUUCCCGCCCUUCAUCGAGGACGACCCCUGGUCCUGCGUGUCAAACGCCUUCCCCGGCCACACCACCAACGCCUACGAGACCCCAGAGGGCCUCAUCGUAUUCGACCUGCCGCUAAUCGACAAGAAUGCCUUCUUCUGGUGGCCCGACGCCGCGGGCAGCACGCCGGGCCCGCACGACAUCGACCCCCACACCGCCUCGCUCGAUCCCCCCGCCCGCCACGAUCCUCGACCACGACGUCGAGUUCCCCCGCAUCGAUUACCGCGUCCUCGCCCGCCACCAUGUCGAGCGAGCUGCACGUCGUCGACACGAGGAGCUUUGCGGAGCCCGCCGCCGUCGUCAAGGUCCCGAUGA
Messenger RNA from Colletotrichum graminicola M1.001, 456 nucleotides. RefSeq lists its product as uncharacterized. Lineage: Eukaryota; Fungi; Ascomycota; Sordariomycetes; Glomerellales; Glomerellaceae. Bases 1 to 456 code for a protein of 151 amino acids. The record is from RefSeq and is a predicted model, not a curated record. Gene Ontology annotation, molecular function: oxidoreductase activity, acting on single donors with incorporation of molecular oxygen, incorporation of two atoms of oxygen. The transcript has 2 exons.